CUCCCCCGCUCCGAGCGAGGCCAGCCGCGGGCCGCCGCCGCUCCGCCCUAUGGCGAGGCUGCGGGGCUGCCUGCGCCGCCUGGCCGGAGCGAUCCGCUCCCUGCUCUUCUGGUCCCUGGUCUACGGCUACAGCGGGCUCUGCGCGUCCGUCCACCUGCUCAAACUUUUGUGGAGCAUCGGCCAGGGGCCCGCGCAGACCUUCCGGCGGGCGGCCCGGGAGCACCCGCCCGCGUGCCUGAACGACCCCGCCCUGGGCACCCACUGCUACGUGCGCAUGAAGGAUUCGGGGUUAAGAUUUCACUAUGUUGCUGCUGGGGAAAGAGGCAAGCCACUCAUGCUGCUGCUUCAUGGAUUUCCAGAAUUCUGGUAUUCUUGGCGUCACCAACUGAGGGAAUUUAAAAGUGAAUAUAGAGUUGUUGCACUGGAUUUGAGAGGCUAUGGAGAAACAGAUGCUCCCAGUCAUCGAGAGAAUUAUAAAUUGGACUGUCUAAUUACAGAUAUAAAGGAUAUUUUAGACUCCUUAGGGUACAGCAAAUGUGUUUUAAUUGGCCAUGACUGGGGGGGCAUGAUCGCUUGGCUAAUUGCCAUCUGUUACCCUGAAAUGGUGAUGAAGCUUAUUGUUAUUAACUUCCCUCAUCCGAAUGUAUUUACAGAAUAUAUUUUACAACACCCGGCCCAGCUAUUCAAAUCUAGCUAUUACUACUUCUUCCAAAUACCACAGUUCCCAGAAUUUAUGUUCUCAAUAAAUGAUUUCAAGACUUUGAAACAUCUCUUUACCAGUCAGAGCACUGGCAUUGGAAGAAAAGGAUGUCAAUUAACAGCAGAAGAUCUGGAAGCUUAUAUUUAUGUCUUUUCUCAGCCUGGAGCAUUAAGUGGUCCAAUUAACCAUUACCGAAAUAUUUUCAGCUGCCUGCCUCUGAAGCAUCACAUGGUAACCACUCCAACAUUACUACUGUGGGGAGAAAAAGAUGCAUUCAUGGAGGUUGAGAUGGCUGAAGUCACGAAGAUAUACGUUAAGAACUAUUUCAGAUUGACUAUUUUGUCAGAAGCCAGCCAUUGGCUUCAGCAAGACCAACCUGACAUAGUGAACAAAUUGAUAUGGACAUUUCUGAAAGAAGAAACAAGAAAAAAAGACUGAGUUUUCUUUACCUUCUAUGCAGGGUCUGUAAUGAAAGCUCUAAUUUUUAAAAAUUAUUCAUCUUCUGUUUUGCUAGGGGAAAAAUCUGUUUUAAUAUGCUUUAUUAUAAAUAAGUAUCUUGAAAAUGGUAUUGAAAAAAUGUGAAUGUGUGAACAUGUGAUAUAGUGUUGAUUUUUACCUGAAAUAUUUUUCACAGAAAAGUAUCUGCCUUAAAAUGUACACUUGUACAAAAAGGAAGUUGGGGAACAUGGCUCAGUUUUGGUUUCUUGUUUUCUUUACCUUGUUGACAUAAGGUGCCUUUUAUAAAUAAAGAUUAAAGAUUAGUUGUGCCAUA
Messenger RNA from Chinchilla lanigera (long-tailed chinchilla), 1472 nucleotides. RefSeq names its product epoxide hydrolase 4 (gene Ephx4). Gene Ontology annotation, molecular function: hydrolase activity. Bases 50 to 1138 code for a protein of 362 amino acids. The transcript is spliced from 7 exons. NCBI's taxonomy places the organism in Eukaryota, Metazoa, Chordata, Mammalia, Rodentia, Chinchillidae. The record is from RefSeq and is a predicted model, not a curated record.